AGUUAGCCUGGUGUUCAGAGGUGUCUGUGCAACCUCGGUGCCCAUCACGAUCAAAACACUGAGCAAUCGCAGCUGACUGCUUGCGCUUUAUAACAUGAACCGAAAAAGAAACCACUGCUAUAUAGAAACGGGACAGUCUUCGGAGUCCCAGAGCGCGUUAAUGGACAACACAGGGGCUUUCAACCGUGACGAGGAGGAUUUCUCCGAGCUGGAACCCGAUGAGCAGCUGGUAUGUUCAGUGACCGAGAUCACGGAGCAUCUGGGCAGGAACAUCACGGUGGUGCUGGAGUCCGCGCUGUCCGAGAUACGCAAACUGGUCAACGUUCGAAUCCGCGUCCUGAAGAUGGAGCUCCGCGAGAAAAGCGAAGAGAUCGAGCUGCUUAAGGCCAAACUGGAGUCGACGGAGAAAGACGGAGGAAGAGUUCCCAACUCCAGCAUCCUGGAGUUCAGGAAAUCAGACCACCAACCGGGCCAGAAACACGGUACCGACCCGAAGAAAGCCAAACUCGGGACUCCCGUGGUGAAGAAGGAGAACAUCAACGCGAUCUGCGACUAUCUGAUGAAGGACAAGAACCAGCGCGGUGGUGCUGAAGUGGAGAGCGACCAGAGCGAUCAGGCCUUUGGAUCAGAUCGGGAUAUACGGACCAAACCGCAACCGCACACGCAUCUGAGCCUGUGGACGGACAGCGCUCCCGGAGACACGGACACAGACACGGACAUCUUCAACAUGCUGCCGUCCGCCAGUAAACGCAUGUAUGACUAUGAGUGGAUGGCUGGAGUGGAGCUCAACUCCGAUUUUAAGGGUGAUACGGAAACAAAGUGUGAGAAUGUUCUCGGUGUGGAUGACGAGGAUGAAAAUAACGACUCUGGAGGAGGAAGAGAAAGUUUAAGAUCAGUGUCUGACCCAAACGCUGCCCAUUUUCCUCUGGAAACUCAGGGCUCCCCGCUGGAAGACAGGAGCAGCCCAGCGGAGGACAGUGUGGACAGAAUGGAGCCAGGUCAGCAGUUCUCCGCUCACACAUUCAUUUGCCCCUUCUGUGGAACUCUCUGCCCCGACUCUUCAUUCCUGGAGGAACAUGUAAAGCUCAUGCACCAUGACGAGAGUACCCAGGCUCUGCAGUCCCCUGCGGGUGCUUCCUCCUCUCACACAGAGGGUGAAUUUGGUGAAGUGGGGCGAGUUCUGGUAGGCCCAGAAGGACCUGCCGGGAGGGGAGCACGGGAGAAGAAAGUGGAGGGCGGCUAUGAGUGUGGUGACUGUGGCCGUCAUUUCAACUAUUUGGGCAACCUACGGCAGCACCAGCGCAUCCACACCGGCGAGAAGCCCUUCGUCUGCCCAGAAUGCGGGGAACGUUUCCGGCACGCUGCACGUCUCAAGAGCCACCGGCUCAGCCACAGUGGAGCCCAGAGCCCCUUCCCCUGCCCGCAGUGCGGUAAAGGCUUCCCGGUGUUGUCCGGACUAAAACGGCACCAGCGUGUACAUACGGGAGAGAGCCCUUAUGCUUGUCCCCAGUGUGGUCGCAGAUUUAAAGAGCUUGGUAAUUUAUAUACACACAUGCGCAUUCACAGUGGCGCCACACCCUACUCUUGCUACCAGUGUGGGCGGAGCUUCAGGCAUCUAGGCACAUACAAGAGUCAUCGCUGUAUGCCUGCUGCCCAGUUACCCAGUGGGCAUAGUCCAGCAUGGGCACAGGAGGACAAAGUGCAGACUGGGUAAUAGCAAAUGGAUAAUAUAUCAGAUUUGUUCAUAAAAGGGUUCAGUACUUGCUUAACUGCUGUUUCAGGACCAGUUUCAACUCGCUAAGAGACAAGCUGAACUGAAAAGAGGUGUGAGUGGUUUCAUAAGUGGCCAAGUGGACAGACUCAGACAAGGUUUCAAAAUGGUCACCUACCUGUCUGCAGUGCAGAUAUAACAUUUUGCAUUGUCAUGACAAUAAAAAAACAAUUGGUUACAUAUUGAAGCUGGUUGGAUUACCACGUCUUUCUCGUUCAUGUUGGUGUCACUUUCAACGGUAACUUGCUGCUUGUCAAAUGUUCCUUUUUGAAACAUUUUGCAAUAAUAUGUUCUCAUUUUAAACUUCAGAGGUGUUUAGAUGUCCAUACACAGUAUUUUAAGAUUCCACUUAAUAAAAAUCAUUCAGUGUUUUAUUGUGGAUCUUUUUUACAUUUGUAUUUUUGUAAAGGAGUCGUUCAGAACUUCUGACAGGGUUCGGAACGACAUUGCAUGUAUCCACAAGGUAGUUUACCAGAGCAAAAUACAUGAUACAAAAACAUGGAAUUUAACUAUUUUUAAACUUGGAAGUUGAAUAAUGAGCCUGUCAGUUAGUAUCACUUCCACCCCUUGAAAAAAGUACUAUGGUACAGCAAUGGUCUCAAAUGGUAAUACCAUGGUAUCUUUAUAUAUACCAUGGUACUGAAUAAUUACCAUAUGCAUAAACAGUGCUAUUUACAUGGUAGGAUGUACAUGGUGUGCAUGGUGCUUUAAGGAAUACCAUGGUACAAUGUCAAUAAACAUUGUAAUCAACCUAUUUCCUGAGUGCAGAAGUGUUCCACGAUUCAUAAAAGAAGCCUGUUUUCAUUUUCCGAACUCCAUUGUUUUAAUUUGCAUUGGCAUAUGUUUUUAGCCAGAUGCGAUGUUUAGGAUAUUACAUUUGUAAAACAAACAAACAAACAAACAGAAACAAAAAAAUGUGGCUCCAUAAUGCUGGUACUUAACAGAGUCACGAUGACUCUCUUUUGACAGUGCCGUACCCAUCAAAGUUGUGGGUUAAAGAGUGGGAAGAUGACCUGAAGCGAUGGCCUGUAGUUAGUGUAAUGUUGACAUCAUUAAAGUAAUAGUUCACCCAAAAAUUCAGUCCAGUGGUUUAAUCCAUGUCUUCUACAGUAAUCUAAUCAGUUUCGAGUAAUCACAUAUCAAAAUGUAACUCCUUUUUCAAUGUACAUCUUGCCAUUGCAGUCUCUAGGCACAAUCAUGAUUUCAAGCUCGAUUACACUUCCUAGUGCUUGACACAUGCGCAGAGUGCUUGAUGGUGCUAGGAAGUGUAAUCGAGAUUGAAAUCAUGGUCACGCCAAGGAGACCGCUUAUGUCAAGAUUUAUAGUAAAAAGGAGUUAUAUUUUGGUCUGUUCUCAACCAAAACUGAUUUGAUCACUUCAGAAGACAUAGACUAAACCACUGGAGUUUAUGGAUUACUUUUAUGCUGGAUUUAUUUGCUUUUUGGAGCUUCAAAAUAUUGGUCUCCAUUAACUUGCUUUGUAUGGACCUAUAGAGCUGAAAUAUUCUGAAGUGUUCUGCAGAAGAAAAAAGUCAUACAUAUCUGGGAUGGCAUGAGGAUGAGUAAAUGAGAGAAUUUUCGUUUCUGGGUGAACUAUCCCUUUAAAAACUUCGAGUGAUUGUUCUCCAUCUGGAUCGCUUGUUUUGGUAGUUUUUACAUUGCUUCUUAUGGAGACCGGAACCAGAAAACAGUCAAGCGGCAAAAUCCAAUCAUAAACAUGUAGUCUGAAAAACAUUGUCUUUAACACGAAUCCCUGUGGAAAUAGACUAAAAGCUAAAACAAGAAAUCCAGUUUUGAUCUGUAGUUUGUCUCAGCAGAAACAUGCUAAUUGCUGUGUUGUUGGGGAUAGUCAGCACCGUAUCACACCUCAGGUUUGCAUUAUGCUUUGGAGCACAUUUAAAAAGGGUGCCUGUGUGUGAGAUGUUGAGUGCUGCCAUCGUGUGGAUGAUUUGUAUUAUUGCAUCAAGGUCUUUGGAUAUCCAUCCAUCUUCUAUAGCCACUUGUCCUAUGUAGGGUCGCAGGUAGUGUUGGAGCCUAUCUCAGCCGUCUUGGGCCAAAGGCAGGUAAACACCCUGGACAGGUGGCCAGUCCAUCACACUCUAACUCACACCUACGGGCAAUUUAGGGUCUUCAAUUAACUUAACCUGCAUGUCUUUUGGGGAAACUGGAGCACCCGGAGGAAACCCACGGAGAACAUGCAAACUCCACACAGAAAGGCUCGGUUGAGCCGGGACUCGAACCCAGGACCUUCUCGCUGUGAGGCGACAGUACCCUGCCGCCUAUAUUUACAAUAUUAACACCUUUUUUAUUAGUGAAUUUGUUUGCAUAUGUCUUCUACAUGUAUUUUAAAAACGUAUUUAUGAUAAAUUUGGCAAAUAUAUUGCUGAAUGGAAACAUAUUGCUCAAAUGGCUUUUCAAAAGGUCUUAAGACUGUUAUAAUUUGGGCAUACAUAAAUAUGAAGAGGACGCAAGGAAGCAUUCCAAGUGUUAAAAAUCCAAACAAUACUUAAUUCAGACUUUACAUAUUUUUCUAUGGAGCUUGUUCUCAUAAAAUAUCGGAAUAUAUGAUUGUUAAAGAGCACAGAAGGCUAUACUAUGUCAGUUCUCACAAAUGGUCCGUGAAAGACAACUGAAAUAAUACAAAAAGAGAAAUAGUUCUGGUUGUUUAUGUAUUUGUAAGAGGCUAAUGACAUGUGAUGACAUCAAAGCAUAUUAAAAACA
Molecule: messenger RNA, 4491 nt
Organism: Myxocyprinus asiaticus (Chinese sucker)
Lineage: Eukaryota; Metazoa; Chordata; Actinopteri; Cypriniformes; Catostomidae
Gene: znf16l
Product: zinc finger protein 16 like
Exons: 3
Coding region: 95-1714 (539 amino acids)
Biological process (GO): regulation of transcription by RNA polymerase II
Molecular function (GO): RNA polymerase II cis-regulatory region sequence-specific DNA binding; DNA-binding transcription factor activity
Source: RefSeq, a predicted model, not a curated record